Castor canadensis (American beaver) is the source of this 2085-nucleotide messenger RNA. Lineage: Eukaryota; Metazoa; Chordata; Mammalia; Rodentia; Castoridae. The record is from RefSeq and is a predicted model, not a curated record.
GGAGGCGGGGGGGCGGCGGCUGCAGCAGAGGGGCCGAGAACUGGCGGCGGCGGCGGUGGUCGUGAAGGGCAUCGGCGGUGGCGAUGACAGCAGAGAUGAUCUGAAGAUGGAAAGAGCCAGGCGAAGGGGAGGCGGUGGCGGCGGCCGCGGCCGCGGAGGCAAGAAUGUAGGGGGCCCUGGCCUAAGCAAGACUAGACUGUAUCCCCAGGCCCAGCACCCCCACUACCCCCACUACGCCGUUUCAGCCACCCCUAAUCAGGCUGGGGGCGCAGCCGAAAUCCAGGAGCUGGCCUCCAAACGAGUGGACAUCCAGAAAAAGAGGUUUUACCUAGACGUGAAGCAGAGCUCCCGGGGCCGCUUCCUAAAGAUAGCUGAAGUCUGGAUAGGGAGAGGCCGGCAGGACAAUAUCAGAAAGAGUAAACUGACCCUCUCCCUGUCUGUGGCAGCGGAGCUGAAGGACUGUCUAGGGGACUUCAUUGAGCACUACGCCCACCUGGGCCUCAAAGGCCACAGGCAAGAGCAUGGCCACAGCAAAGAGCAAGGCUCCAGAAGAAGGCAGAAGCACUCAGCACCCUCCCCACCAAUCUCAGUGGGGUCAGAAGAGCAUCCUCACAGUGUCCUCAAAACAGACUAUAUAGAGAGGGACAAUAGGAAGUAUUACCUAGACCUGAAGGAAAAUCAGCGGGGCCGCUUUCUAAGGAUUAGACAAACCAUGAUGCGGGGCACUGGCAUGAUAGGUUAUUUUGGCCACAAUUUGGGCCAGGAACAGACUAUUGUCCUCCCAGCACAAGGAAUGAUUGAGUUUCGUGAUGCCUUGGUUCAGCUGAUUGAAGACUAUGGCGAAGGGGAUAUAGAAGAACGAAGAGGUGGAGACGAUGACCCACUUGAACUCCCAGAGGGGACCUCUUUCAGAGUGGACAAUAAAAGGUUCUACUUUGAUGUGGGCUCUAAUAAAUAUGGAAUUUUCCUGAAGGUAAGUGAGGUGAGGCCACCUUACCGUAAUACUAUUACUGUUCCAUUCAAAGCUUGGACAAGGUUUGGGGAGAAUUUUAUCAAGUAUGAAGAAGAGAUGAGGAGAAUUUGCAACAGCCAUAAAGAAAAGAGAAUGGAUGGCAGAAGGGCCAGUGGUGAAGAACAAGAAUGCCUCGACUAGAGUGAAAUUGAACUCCAUCAGGCAAAAUUUAGAAAUCAUUAAUUGGCUAAAAGUACUGAUCCAUAACCAUUUGAAGAAGUUUUUCCUCUUUUUUGGGCCCUUUGCUGUUAGUAAUACCUCUAGUAGUUUAUACUUCAAGAAGUCUGAUUCUUACCUUGUGUUACACACAGCUCAUUAUAAUUCUCAUGGGAAUUCCACCCUUCCCAGAGCUUAAUAGUUUAGCUGUUUCACCUGCUCCAGACUAUUGAAGUAUGCAAAUCAGCACAAAAUGUGACCUUCUGACAUUCUAAAUACCGUAACUAAGAUUUACAAGGCACUAUGACAUAAUCCUGAGAAUAAUCCUGAAAAAAGACACAUGUACUUAAUCUGGAAGUGUGAAUUUCUGUUUAACAAAUCCCCGAAACAAGUAUUCCAGUCCUACUUCAUUAAAAGCUGCUAAGCUUUCCUGUAGGACAGUUACCACAGAAACAGAAAUUGACCUCAAGUAUAGUAUAUUUAUUUAUAAAAGUACAAGUAGAAAUAUAUUGUCCAUUGAAUACCUUAAUAUAAAAUAGUAGCACUAAAAUAUCAAAUCUUAAUAGAUAAUUAAAUCUUCUAAAUGCAGUAUCAUAAUAUUUCUUAAGAAUUACUGUAGUAUUCUAUAAUUUCAAAUUUUGUGGUAACCCUGCAGUGUAUGGUUGCCAUAUCAAAGUCAUGGGAAAGUUUUAAUUGGUUUUUCUAAGCUACUUAGAAUCCCAUCUUCACCUUUGUUUAUUAUACCAUAUAUUUUUAUUGACUAUCAGAAGUUUCAGGAAUCGCCUUUACAUCACUUUUGAGUGGGAGGCUUCAUCCAAUGGCUUUGCUAUGGAAAUCUUGAUGUUUCAGCAUUUCGUGGUGAUUUAGAGAUUGUGAUAGGUUUUUCCUAAACUAUAUCAUGGACUCAAGGUGUUAUA